AUUCUUCGUAUAGUCAACCGCACUAGCUCUCAAUAUUAAUUAUGGAGAUCAAUGGGAACUCAAAUGACGUUCUUCACGUAGUUAUGUUCCCUUUUUAUGCAUUUGGUCAUAUUAGUCCAUUUGUUCAACUUGCUAACAAGCUCUCCUCUCAUGAUGUCAAAAUUUCAUUUUUCACUGCAUCUGGCAAUGCAAGCAGAGUCAAAUCUAUGCUGAAUUCUGCUCCAACUACUCAUAUUGUCCCUCUCACUCUUCCUCAAGUUGAAGGAUUACCUCCUGGUGCUGAAAGUACUGCAGAAUUGACACCAAUAACUGCUGAAUUUCUCAAAGUUGCUUUAGACCAAAUGCAACCACAAAUCAAGUCUUUACUUUCUAAUCUCAAACCCCAUUUUGUUCUCUUUGAUUUUGCUCAAGAAUGGCUCCCUAAAAUGGCUGAUGAAUUAGGGAUCAAGACUGUUUUUUACUCUGUUUUUGUUGCACUUUCCACUGCUUUUCUUACUUGUCCUGCUAGAGUUCUUCAACCCAAAAAAUAUCCAUCUCUUGAAGACAUGAAAAAACCUCCACCUGGAUUUCCUCACACCUCUGUUACCUCAGUCAAAACCUUUGAAGCUCAAGAUUUUCUAUAUAUUUUCAAGAGUUUCCAUGGAGGUCCUACUGUAUACGACCGCGUACUCUCAGGACUCAAAGGAUGCUCUGCUAUACUUGCCAAGACUUGUUCUCAAAUGGAAGGCCCUUACAUAGAAUACGUAAAAUCACAGUUCAAGAAACCUGUUUUUCUAGUAGGACCAGUAGUCCCUGAUCCACCUACAGGGGAAUUGGAAGGGAGAUGGGCUAAUUGGUUAAACAAAUUUGAAACUGGAACAGUUAUUUAUUCUUCUUUCGGAAGUGAAACAUUCUUGAAUGAUGAUCAGAUAAAAGAACUAGCUUUAGGUUUGGAAGAAACAGGGCUCCCUUUCUUUCUUGUCUUGAAUUUUCCAGCUAAUGUUGAUGUCUCAGCUGAACUAAACAGAGUUUUACCAAAAGGGUUUAUGGAGAGAGUGAAAGAAAGGGGGAUUAUUCAUUCAGGUUGGGUGCAGCAACAACACAUACUUGCACAUUCUAAUGUAGGUUGUUAUGUAUGUCAUGCAGGGUUCAGUUCAGUUAUAGAGGCAUUAGUGAAUGAUUGUAAAGUUGUUAUGUUGCCACAGAAAGGUGAUCAGUUCUUGAAUGCAAAGCUAGUGAGUGGGGAUAUGAAAGCUGGGGUGGAGGUAAAUAGGAGGGAUGAAGAUGGCUAUUUUGGUAAACAAGAUAUUAAAGAAGCUGUGGAGAUGGUGAUGGUGGAGGUUGACAAGGACCCAGGUAAAUUAUGUAGGGAAAAUCAGAAGAAAUGGAAGGAGUUUCUGUUGAAUAAGGAUAUACAAUGCAAGUUUAUUGAGGAUUUAGUUAAUGAAAUGAUGGUCAUGGCUAAGGUCUCUAAGUAACUAAGCUAAGAUAUGUCAAUGCUCAUUCACCUUUCAGUAUUGUAAUACUAGUAUAGUUGGCAUUAUUACCAUCAAUUAAGCAUUUUCCAAUGUACCCGCUUUUGUAUUUUCACUUUCAUCACCAAUCAGCAUAAUGUCAAAUUGGCAUUGUGUUUUUGCUU
Molecule: messenger RNA, 1618 nt
Organism: Solanum dulcamara
Lineage: Eukaryota; Viridiplantae; Streptophyta; Magnoliopsida; Solanales; Solanaceae
Product: anthocyanidin-3-O-glucoside rhamnosyltransferase
Exons: 1
Coding region: 42-1457 (471 amino acids)
Molecular function (GO): UDP-glycosyltransferase activity
Source: RefSeq, a predicted model, not a curated record